Molecule: messenger RNA, 2308 nt
Organism: Poecilia reticulata (guppy)
Lineage: Eukaryota; Metazoa; Chordata; Actinopteri; Cyprinodontiformes; Poeciliidae
Source: RefSeq, a predicted model, not a curated record
AAAUGUGGGUCGGAAGCUGCAGCUGAGGUUCAUUUUGCGCUGUGAUUACUGUUUAUUGUUUUCUUCUUCCACGUUUUAUUUACAUAUCUGCACGUAUUUUCCUAGCUCUCCGUUCUGCAUUUCUGAUUUUUUWUUUUUWUUUUUUUUUCACCGUAAUUUCCGUGAACAUGCUUUUGUAGUUCCCGUGGCCAGCAUCUUCCAACCUUACUUAGAAAUAAUCACCUCGGAUCUCUGCGUGGUCGAGAUGGAUGGCUGGAGCCGGGCAGCUACGGUGGGGGACGGUGCGGUGAAUUUCACAGCAGCCCACCUCUGGCUGGAUCUCCUGAACGCAUCGGGCCGGUGGGACAGCAGCAGCAGCAGCAGUCCGCCUGCAGACGGAACCGGGCUGCAGGAGCAGCAGGAGCGCCUGGUCCGAGAGCAAGCCUACCGGGACUUCACCACCACCGUCCAGGUUCUCAUCCUGAUCGGGUCGCUGCUCGGUACGUCCACUUAUUGCAUAUUCAAUCACCCACAAAGUGAACAUUUUUCUCAAAUUUUGCCAUUUUUGACACCACUGACUCUUUGUCGUUGUGUCUGCAGGUACUACUCGGUUCUGUACCCACUAGAGAGGAAAAUCUCCGAUUCCAGAUCUCGAGACUUGGUCAUCUACAUCUGGGUCCAUGCAGUCGUGGCCAGCCUCCCCGUGUUUGCCGUGACCAACGUUACCGACGUCUACGUCACCUCAUCCUGCUCCGAUGACCACGCCCGCUCCCUGGGUCACGUGGUCUUCGUUUUGAUCUACAACGUCACCACAGUGAUCUUCCCCCUGGCCCUGGUCUUCCUGUUCAUGCUCCUGAUCCGCAGAGCGCUCAGUGCCAGCCAGAAGAAGAAGGUGAUCAUCGCAGCGCUGCGGACCCCGCAGAACAGCAUCUCCAUCCCGUACGUGUCGCAGAGAGAGGCGGAGCUUCACGCCACCCUGCUGGCCGCCGUGCUGGCUUUCUCAGCCUGCAGCGCCCCCUACGGAGCCUUGGUGGUUUACCGUACUGUUUUUGCAGACACUAAAGAGUUACCCGUCUCACUUUAUCUCACAGCCCUUUGGCUCCCCAAGGUUUCCCUUCUUACCAACCCAGUCYUGCUCCUGACGGUUAACCGCUCGGCCCGUCACAGCUGCAUGGAUCUGCUGUUCAGGAUUCACAGGCGUUACAGCCGCCGAAACGCGGUCACCACCGGCAGAUUGGCGUCUAUUGUGGGCGAGGGGCCAGUUGGGGAGCCUGUGGGCCUUGAUACAGCUGGCCGCUCUGGGAGCCAGCUUUUGGAGAUGUUUAACAUCGGCCAACAGCAAAUCUUUAGACCUUCUGAAGAGGAGGAAGAAGAGGAUGAUGCGGAGAAUGAGAUUCCUUCUCAAGCAUCAGGAGGCAACUCGGAGCGCAAGGAAAACCAGAAGGAUGGGUCAAGGCUGGGAAGCUUAAAGGGUGAUGUGAACACACCAAAGGACCCUGUUGCAGRGCUGAUCAUCACUAAAGAAGCCCCUGCUUCAGCUAAAGCGACUCGGUCCUCUCCCGUUCACGCAUGCGCAUACACUUCCUCGUCGCAGGUGGCGCCCGCUACCCCCACAGAAGCGGAGGACUCUCCACAGUUCGGUUUCGGACCUUUCGAGCUGCCGCCUCAGUGGCUUCCUGAGACGAGGAACAGCAAGAAGAGGCUGCUGCCUCCGCUGGGCAACACACCAGAGGAGYUGAUUCAGACCAAACUGCCCAGGCAGCGGCCCGAGCGGCGGAUCAGCAGGAACAACAAGGUCAGCACGAUUCCCGUCGUGGAUCCGUGAACCGAGUCUGCACCACUGGACACAACUCGCUAACAACGAUGRCUUCAUAUGGUUGGCUGGAACUCUAGUUUUUGACAAGAUUUUUCCUUUUUUUUACUCGAACUCAGACUUUUCAGUUUACUAAACCAGAGGCACUGUGGAGGGAAAAACGGUUUGAUAUGACUUAUUUGUAAUGUUUUAGCUAAGUUGACACCGUUACCACAGCUUUGACUGAUCCUGUUUUAUAAUUAUAGAACAUAAUAAAAUGUUUGAGAAGACGGAUGCCUUUGCAGAAAUACUCAUAGCACUUGAGCUUUUUCACAUUACAAUCAUAAACUUAACUUUAUUUUACUUUUUUAAUGUAUCUGAUGGACCAACACUAAGUAAGUACUUAAUUGUUAAGUGGAAUAAAAAUUAUGCAUGAUUUUCUGUAAUCUUAGGCCAUCCUACUAUGCAAAAUUCACAUUUUGCACAUUUUUGUUCUUUGAUUGGAGUUUUUAUUGCUUCUGGUUUUUGGCAAUAACA